Molecule: messenger RNA, 2957 nt
Organism: Ichthyophthirius multifiliis
Lineage: Eukaryota; Ciliophora; Oligohymenophorea; Hymenostomatida
Product: nephronophthisis 4, putative
Exons: 7
Biological process (GO): negative regulation of canonical Wnt signaling pathway
Cellular component (GO): cytoskeleton; non-motile cilium
Source: RefSeq, a predicted model, not a curated record
AUGAAUGUUAAAUAAGAUAAUAAGCAAAAUUAUUAUAUAAAUAAAAAUAAAUAAAAUGAGUUUUAAUAAUAAAAUUUAUAGGUCUAAAAUCAAUUUUAAUAAUCGAAAUUUAAUAAUGAAAAUUAAAAUAGCUUUAAUAAUUAAUAAUAUUAAUAAAAUAACAACAAUUUAUAAUAAUAAAAUAUAUAUUAAUAAUAAUAAAAUACAUAUUAAUAAUAGUAUUAAUAAGAAUAAAUUAUAUAUAAAUAAUAAAAUUAAUAAUAUUUAUAACAAAACUAUCCAUAUUAUCCUUAAAAUUAAAGCAAUAUAUUUAAUUAAGAUUUAAAUAAACAGCAAUAAUACUACUAAUAAAAUUUAAAUCUUUAAAAAACAGACCAAACAUUUUAUUAAACUUAAUAAUAAGAAUUUCAAAGAUAAAUAACCUAUGAUGAUCCUUUUAGAGUUUUUUUUUCAUAACCCUAAUACGAAAAAAUGGAAUAUACAGAAGAAGAAAUCGUAUAACUUAUAAACAAUAACUUGUUCGGGCUUUUAGAUGACGUAGUAGAAUAAAAUGCAUAAAUAGAAAUUACUAAUGAAGAUAUGAAGCAUACACUGAUAAGUUUUAACAUAAUUUCAUUUAAGGCUAAGUCUUAUUAAAGUUUACCGAAAAACUUUUAUUUAACUACAAAAUUUUUCAAUUUUCCUUUAUAUGUGACAUAUAUGUUUACUUAUUAAUAAGCUAAUGAUCAAGACUAAAUAAAAUAAAUAAUUUCAAAUAAAAAACCUUUAUUUUUUAUCAAGAAAGUUUAUGAAUAAGUAUUAGAAAUGGAACAGAAAGUUUAGUUUUAAUUCGAAAUUUAAUAACAGAAUAAAAAUAAUUAAUAAAAUAUUUAUUAAGAAUUUGCCUUUUAUUGUGCAGAAAAAUCACUUAUUAUAGAUGUGUGGGAUGCAGAUUCUCAUUUUUUAUAUGGGACUUGUAAAUUUGCUUUAAGAGAUAUUUUGAGAAAUAAAUAAAAAAGAAAAAAUAUACUUAUAGAUUUAGAUGUAAUAGAUGAGUCUUUUAUGGGAUUAAAAGGUGAAUUGUAAAUACAAAUUGAUAAUAUUUGUAAAGAAAAGGAAAAUAGUGAAUAUACAUUAGAAAAUUAAUUACAAAAUAUAAAAGAUUUACAAAAAAAUAAUAUUAAAGAUAUUAAAACAAUCCAAAAUAAAAAAAGAGGAAACAAAAUAAAAGUGGUUUCCACAAAUUCGAUUUCUUUGCCCUAAAAUUAACUAAAAAAGCCCGAAAAUAUAAAUUUAAACGAUGAAAAUUUUCAAAAGUUAGAAAGAGUAAAGCAUUUUAAAAAUGCAUCUUUAAAUAGGAAAAAUUAAGAUGAUAAUUAUUUUUAGGUGAAUUCUUAUAGGAUUUCUUAAAUAAAUGAGUUCAAAUAAAAGAAAAAGCCAUAAUUUAUUUAAGGUAUAAUUUCUUAAUUUUUAUAAGAAGAAAAAAACUUGAAAGUUUAAUAAGGGAAUUUAUAAAUUAUUCCGUUCACUUUUUAAAAUUGUUUUGAGGAAUCUUAAUGCUUUUAAAUAACUAUUGAAAGUUAAUUUAAAUAAAAAAAUUAAUUUUCUUUGAUUUCGGAUCCAUAAGAAUGGAGAUACUUUACUCAAUUGUAUUAAGUUAAACCUCCUUAAGAAUUCGACAUAAUUCAUAAUAAUACUAUUAUACUUUAGAGUUAAGAAGAAGUUGUUUUUUUAUUCAAAUUUCUUUCUUAUAGUGAUUAAAAUGAAGAAAAUGGUCAAAAAUUAAUUAAUGUUUAUUUUUCACUUUAAAAUAAUAUUGUACAGGGAGGAUUCAAACUUAAUAUUACUUAAGAUGGUCCUUCCCCUAACCAUGUAUUUAGAUUUUAUGAAAAGUAUUAAACUCCUAUAUAAUUAACUUUACCUCCUUUAUUCUUAGCAUACCCACCGCCUGAAAAAAAUCUAGAAAUACAUAUAACUAACCCAGAUGUAGAAGCAUAAUGGGUUAAUUCGCGUUAAAUUUUAUUUUUUACAAAAAUGGGAGAAAUCGGACAUAUAAAAAAGUUUUUUGUAUAUUUAUAUUCUUCUGUAUAUAGAGAACAAUUAUUAGGUACUUUUUAAAUUGAAUUACAUUCGAUUGAUGGAUUUAAUGUUAAUGUUGUUAUGGCAUAAAGUACAAAUAUUAAAAUUUAAAUUCAAGGUGAUAUUCCUAGAACUAUUAAAUUAUAUUCUUCUCAUUCAGAUAUAUUAUGGUUUCCUUUUCCUUUCGAUAAGUAGUUUUAUUUAUAACCUGGAAGGAAUAAUUUAAUUGAUGUUACUAUUAAAAGUAUGAGAAAUAAUACUUAAAGAGUCAAAAUUAAUGCUGUAGAUGAAAAAAGUAAUCAACUAAUUUAUUCUUGGAUUGUUAAAAUAGAUACUUAGCUUCCUGAGAUAACUUAGUCUAUAUAACUUUUUAAAAAUGAAUUAAAUAAUAAUUAAAUUUUAUUUUUUGAUUAUAUGAAUUAACAUAAAAAAUCACUUAAUUUCAUUUUUAUUUCAUCAGAUCCAACUGUUCUUAAUGUAAUUAAUACCUAAUAAUUUAUAUAGGCUAAUUUUACAGAAUAAAUAUAAGUUUAACUUAUGGAAAACAAAGAUAAAGUAAAAACAAAAGAUGUUUUAAUUUUUGUAUCUGAUUUUGAAGAAAUUGUAUUUGAAACAAUACAUGAAUUUACAUUAACAAUUGCCUUAUUUUCCAUACUUUUUAUUAAAAUUUAACAAAACAUAGUCAUAUAUUUAAUUCCUUAUCUAAAAAAUUUUUCAGAAAAGAAACUCGAUUGAAAAUUAUUAACUUAAAAAGAAGAAGCUCGUAUUAAAAUUAGAUUAAAAAAUUAUAAUUAACGCAUAAAAUCUCUAGAGAAAUAAAAAGAAAAAUAUCAAAUUAACAAUUAAAAAUGUAAAUUUAAUUUAUGUAUAUGUUAAUAUAUGAAAAAAACUCUUCUUUA